Metschnikowia bicuspidata var. bicuspidata NRRL YB-4993 is the source of this 1812-nucleotide messenger RNA. RefSeq names its product protein channel (gene TOM70). The transcript has a single exon. Lineage: Eukaryota; Fungi; Ascomycota; Pichiomycetes; Serinales; Metschnikowiaceae. The coding region runs from base 1 to 1812 and encodes 603 amino acids. Gene Ontology annotation, cellular component: mitochondrial outer membrane. Gene Ontology annotation, molecular function: protein binding. The record is from RefSeq and is a predicted model, not a curated record.
AUGCCUGAGUCCAGUUUCUUAGCCAGAAACAAGACCGCCAUUGUCGCUGCGGCCUUGGCCAGUGCCUCUGCCGUGGGAGCGUACUACUACUACGCCCAGUCGCAGGCCACGACCGCUGCUUCUGAGCCUGCGUCCAAAAAGAAGAAGUCCAAGAAGAAGAAGUCGACCAAGGGCGCCGGUGACUCCAAUGGCACGAAGGCCAACGGAGAGACUUCGAAAAAAGACACCACCUCUGCCGCUGAAGCCAAGGCGCCAUACCCUGUCAACAGCCAGGGCUUCCCCGAAAUCACCGAAGAGCUCAUUGCCAAGCUCUCCGACCUGGAAAAGGAGGAAUGGGCCCUCUCUUUGAAGAAAGCCGGAAACGACAGGUACAAGGCGGAGAACUUUGAAGACGCCAUCACCUUCUACUCCGCCGCGUUGCAGGUGAAACAGGACCCAGUGUUCUACUCAAACAGAUCCGCCUGCUACGCCGCCUUGGACAAGCACGAACAGGUCAUCGAAGAUGCCACCGCGGCCAUCAACAUCAAGCGUGACUACGUCAAGUGCAUCUUGCGCCGUGCCAACUCAUACGAAGCCUUGGAGAAAUACCCCGAGUCCAUGCUUGACUUGACUGCCUUGACCAUUUUCGGUGGCUUCAACUCCAAGUCCGUCGAGCAGUCCUUGGAGAAAGUUUUGCAGAAACAUUCCUUGAAGAUCGUCGAGGCCAACUUGAAGAACAGAGUGCCUGAGUUGCCCUCCGCCUCGACCAUUGGGUCUUUCUUCGGUACUUACGUUCCUGAAACUGCCCCUGAAGGGAUCUCGGAGGAGUCCACUGGCGGUGACAAGUUCUUGUUCGAGGCGUUGGCCAACAUCGACGCCAACACUGUCGAGGGAUAUGAAAACGCCGACUCCUUGUUGAACCAGGCUGUCAAGGCAUACAACAUCGACUCCUUGGACAAGACUUCCUCCGAAGCGGCCACUGCAUCCAUCGCCUUGGAGUACCUCGCUGCCUUCAAGUUCAUGAAGAACGAGCCCACCGAGGCCUCGGCCCUCAUUGACCAGGCCGUUGCCCUCAAGCCAAGACCAAGAACAUACAUCAUGAGAGCUUUGAUCAACGCCGACAAAUCCUCGUUCACUGAAGCUCUUGCUGACUUCGAACUCGCACAAAAGCCUGACCCUGAGAACGGCGACGUAUAUUACCAUUUGGGCCAGUUGUACUACCUUACCUCUGAUUUGGACAAGGCUGAGGAGAACUUCAAGAAGGCCAAACAAUACAACCCUGAGAACCUUUAUGCUUAUAUCCAAUUGGCAUGCAUCAUUUACAAGCAAGGUAAGUUCGAAGAGUCUGAGAAGUCUUUCAACGAGGCCAGAUUGAAAUUCCCAACCUCGCCUGAGAUCUUGAACUACUACGGUGAAAUCUUGGCUGACCACGGCGACAUUCAGGGAGCUAUCAAGCAAUACGAAAUUGCUGCCAGAUUGCAGGAGGCUUUGCCAAACUACAGUGUUGGCGCUGUGCCUUUGAUUAACAAGGCUUCCUUAAUCUCCAGAGAGGGCCCUGAACAAUUGCCUAUCGCUGAAGAGUUGCUCACAAAGGCGUGUGAAUUGGACCCUAAGUCUGAAAUCGCCAGGAUUUCCCUCGCCCAGGUGAAGUUGCAAACCGACAAGCCCGAAGAGGCUGUUGCUUUGUUCGAGGAAGGUUCUGACUUGGCUAGAACUUUUGAGGAGAAGGUGCAAGCUACUUCUUUCGCUGAAGCCACCAAGAUGCAGUUGAAGAUUAAGGCUGACCCAGUGUUGAGCGCCAAGGUCCGUGAGUAUUUGGCUGCUAGCAUGUAA